This is a messenger RNA of Neoarthrinium moseri, 1194 nucleotides long. RefSeq lists its product as uncharacterized. Lineage: Eukaryota; Fungi; Ascomycota; Sordariomycetes; Amphisphaeriales; Apiosporaceae. Gene Ontology annotation, molecular function: O-methyltransferase activity. Bases 1 to 1194 code for a protein of 397 amino acids. The record is from RefSeq and is a predicted model, not a curated record. The transcript has 4 exons.
AUGACGCCUCGGAUCGUCGAGUUGGCUGCCAAGAUCAGUGCUUCCGUCACAGGAAUGCAAGAGCUUUUAUCGGCCCAGGGAGUGACUUCACCAUCCUUCGACGAGGACAGUCCGAACGUCUGCCUCCUAACACAUUCCACCUCCCAGAUGAAGUUCUUGACGCGACGGCCGAACUGCAUGAGUUACUCAUGGAUCCUAUCCCGCUCACUUUCAAGUCCAUUGCCCAUUGAUGCUAUCUGCCGGUUCCACAUUGCCGACAUCGUACCUCCUGGUGGCCAAGUCUCUUUUGGUGAGAUUGCCGAGAAGAUAGGCCUAGAAGAACAGCUCGUCAGACGCCUGCUCAGGCAUGCCAUGUCUAUGCAUAUCUGGAAGGAACCCGAGUCCGGCAUGGUCGCGCAUACGAAAAUGUCCAAGUACUUCACCCUCCCCUAUGUGAACGACUGGAUCAGCUUUGGCGCUCAGGAAGGUUGGCCAGCUGCUACAAAGGGCUUCUGUCUGGCCAACAACACCGACAAGUCGAUUUUCGAGGUACUCGGUGCCGACCACGCACGUGCGAUGCGCCUUGCGUCUGGAGUUAAAGCCCACGAUCAUUUUCCCGGUUUUGCCAAUGCAGAGGUCUCCAAUCUCUACGAUUGGACUUCCCUGGGUAACGCAUUCAUCGUCCACGUGGGCGGAUCCAGAGGGGAGAUCGCCAUAGAACUGGCAAAGAGCUUCGGCGAGGUCAAGCUGCUAGUUCAAGAUAUGGAGAAGGCUAUUGCCGGCGCGGAGGCCAGUGUGCCGGAUGAGCUCCAAGGACGUAUCGAAUUCAAGGCGCAUAAGAUUUUUGAUACGCAAUCUGUGCAAGCUGAUGUUUAUCUCUUCCGCUUAGUCUUCCAGCUUUGGCCUGACAAAUACGCCCUCCAAAUUCUGAAAGCCCAGAUCCCGGCCCUCCAACCUGGGGCGAAACUCCUCACACAAGACUUGGUAAUGCCCGAACCGGGCGAAAUUCCACUGUGGAAAGAUCGUGAAUUGAGGGCGAUGGAUCUCAACGCAGGGGCCUCGUUCAACGGCCGUAAUAGAUAUAUGCAUGAGUGGAAAGCGCUACUGAAAGCGGCUGAUAAAAGAUUCGUUCUUCAGCGGGCCAUCUCCCCAGGGCGAUCUUUGCUGUCUACUUUGGAGAUAAUUUGGGAUGCGCCUAGCUCCACGAAAGCCUAA